Rhinolophus ferrumequinum (greater horseshoe bat) is the source of this 6568-nucleotide messenger RNA. RefSeq names its product zinc finger protein 658. Bases 540 to 2606 code for a protein of 688 amino acids. Gene Ontology annotation, molecular function: DNA-binding transcription repressor activity, RNA polymerase II-specific. NCBI's taxonomy places the organism in Eukaryota, Metazoa, Chordata, Mammalia, Chiroptera, Rhinolophidae. The transcript is spliced from 6 exons. Gene Ontology annotation, biological process: negative regulation of transcription by RNA polymerase II. The record is from RefSeq and is a predicted model, not a curated record.
CACCGCUCAGCCCUCUGGGAACGGGUCUUCGGCUCUUGCUCUGCGCAUGUGAGUUUCGUAGCGCUUCCUCCCAUCCGCUCUCGCGGCCUUAGAAACAGUCGGUCUCAGCGUCGCUGGAUUUGUGUAGCAGCAGAGGCUGCGAACCCGGGGAUUCUGAGCCGCUCUCACACCAUGUCCAUCACCUCAUGUGGUAUCUAGAGUUAUGCUCAUGCUCCCUCUUUCCUGAACGUGGAGUUAACAGGAUGAGACUAGAAGAAAGGUUUUCUGUUUUGGACAUUUGGGGGAGCCCCAAAAUAUUUGGCUCGAAGUGAAUGAUUUUCGUAGUCACCCCGGGGAAAAGCCAGCCAGCAGCACAGGGCUGUUUACUCUCACAGUUGGAACCUUCAAGUAUUUUACCUUCUUCCAAGAGCAGCAGAAAAUGAACAUGGUUCAGUGUGUUAUCACAGGGAUCCGUGUCAUUCGAAGACGUGACUGUGGAGUUCACCCAGGAGGAGUGGCCAUACCUGGGCCCCACUCAGAGGGCCCUCUACAGAGAUGUGAUGCUGGAGAACUACAGCCACCUGGUCUCCGUGGGGUAUUGCAUUACCAAACCCCAGGUGAUCUUCAAGUUGGAGCAAGGGGAAGAACUGUGGUCCUUAGAGGAAGAAUUCCUAAUCCAGAGGUACCCAGGAUAUUACCAAGUUGAUGUGCACAUUGAGGAGAACCAGGAAAAACAAGAGAAACCUCUGUGGCAAGUAAUAUUCAGUGACAAGAAAACAUUGAGUAAAGAAGGGCAAAAAGUUUUAGAAAACCCAAUUAAUCUGGAUAUAACUCCAAAUUUUUCAGGAAAAGUGCCCUGUAAAUGUGAUUCAUGUAGAAUCAAUUUGCCACUUGUUUCUGAAUUGAUUGUUAGUGGUAGAUACUGUUCAAGAAAGAAGGCUGAUAACAUAAAUGUAUGUGAAAAGUUGCAGCUUGAUAUUGAACAUGAGAAAACUCAUACUGGAGAGUGGUCUUACAAAUAUAAUAAAAAUGUGAAAGCUCUCAGUUAUAAGAAAGAUCAUCAGAUAUUUCAAACUCUGAAACAGCCUUUCAAAUGUAAUGAACUUGGAAGAGUUUUACAUGAUAGGACUAUUGUCUGUGUUACAGCUCAGAGUUGUCUAACAGGAGAGGAAUCCUGUCAGGAUGAUGAAUUUAGGGAAAACUGUGAUAAAGCAGUUGUAUUUAACCAAAUGAGAGCUGGCACAAGAGAGAAAUGCUUUGAUAUUAAUGAAUGUGAGAGAUCCUGUGACAAAACUAACACUGUAGAAUACAGUAAAGUUCACAGGGCUACGACAAACUGUGAAUGUCAUGAAAGUGGAAAUAACUUCAGCAAGAAUUCACCUCGCACUCAACCUCAGCGAACUGUCACAAGACAGGGUGCUUUUGAAAGCAGUAAAUGUAAAGAAAACUUGAGCCAGAGCUCAGCCUAUCUAGUGCAUCAGAAGACACAAACUGGAGAUAAUUGCUCUGUUUUUAAUGGAUGUACAGAUGUCUACUGCCAGGAAUUAGACCUAACAAUACAUCAGAGAACUCAAGCAGAAGAGAAAUUCUAUGAGUGUACUAAAUAUGGGGAAUGCUUGUAUCAAAACUCACUUCUCAGUGUACAUCAGGAAAGUGACACAGGAGAGAAGUCAUUUGAAAGUGAUGAAUGCAGCAAAUCCUUUUACAAGAAAACACACCUCAUUCAGCAUCAGAGGACCCGCUCAGGAGAGAAAACAGAUGAAUGUGAGGCAAGCAGGAAAUCCUUUUGUUCAAAUUCACACACUAUUCAUUAUCCUGCUACUCAUUUGGGGGUCAAUCUCUGUGAAUGUAAUGAAUGUAGGAAAACUGUCUGUCAGGCGUCAAACCUCAGUGAACAUCUGACAGUUCACACAAAGAAGAACCCUUAUGAUAACAAUGGAUGUGGGCAGUCAUACAAGAAACCCGCCCUCUUAGUACACCAGAGACAACACACAGAGAUGAAACCUUAUGAAAGUAAUAAAUAUGAGAAAUCAUUCUCCAGUGUAACACAGCACAAAGAACAUCAGAGAAUUCACACAGCAGAGAAACCCUAUGAAUGUACUGAAUGUGGGAAACCUUUUGCCCACAAUUCAACUCUCAAAGUACACCAGAGAAUUCACACAGGUGUAAAAUCCUAUGAAUGUAAUGAAUGUGGGAAAACUUUCUCCCAAAAGUCACACCUUACUGCACACCAGAGAAUUCACACAGGGCAGAAACCUUAUGUGUGUAAUGAAUGUGGGAAAACUUUUGCCCAAAAUUCAACUCUCCGAGUACACCAGAGAAUUCACACGGGGGAGAAACCCUAUGAAUGUAGUACCUGUGGGAAACCAUUUGCCCGCAACUCAAACCUCAGAGCACAUCAGAGGAUUCACACAGGGGAGAAACGCUAUGAAUGCACUGAAUGUGGGAAAACUUUCUCCCAAAGGACACACCUGUGUGCACAUCAGAGAAUUCACACAGGGGAGAAACCCUAUGGAUGUACCGAAUGCGGGAAAACUUAUGUCCGUAAGGCAGCCCUUAGAGUACAUCACAACAGAAGGCACAGCAGAGAGAAAACCCUUGUAUGUAAUGAAUCUGGGAUGCCCUAAAGGAACUCAUACAACACAGUGGAGAAGCUCAUGGCACAUAGACUUCCAAAUUGUUUCCUUCAGCUAUUUAGUUUUGUGCUAGGCACGUAACUUGUCUAAAUUCUAGUCCACAUGGGUCUGGUCAUGGAAUAUGAUGUUAUUACAUUUAAGCUAAGUCUGGCCUUAAAAAGUCAUCUUAUAUUGUUCCUGUCUGUGUUAUACUGGAAUGGGGAAAUUUCUAUGGGAGACUUGGGUGCUAUGUAUUGAAUAUAGAACACAAGGUUAAAGAAGCUAGAGUCUGAAUAAUUGGUUGAAAUAGAUUUCGCCACUAACAGAUCUUCACUGUUUUGUUGUUUUAAGCAACAGUUAAGAUUUUACUCUGUUGAGCUAGUACAGAUUUGGGUCUUUUGGUUAAAUGCAUAUCGUUUAGGCAGCUCUCUGUUAGACUGGGAUGAAAUCCUAUAAAUAUAAUAAAUGUCAGAAGACCUACCAGAAUUCAGCAUAUCGUUGUACAUCAGAGACUUCACAUAAGGAAGAAAACUUCUGUCAAUGUCCCUGAAUAAUCAAACUUCAUUAAAAAUCAGAAGUCUUAGGAAAAAAACACAAAAGCCUUUACCACCAAGUGAACUUCACUGAACAUGAAAUAAUUAAGAUUAUGCUAAAAUCUUGUAUUUUGAUAACUAAUUUUUCAACAUACACUGAAUUGCAUCAAAUAAUUUUUUCUGAGUUAAUGUAUCAGUUUUAAAAUUGAAGAUAAAUUCUUCACCUAGAACUGAUGAACCAAAACUUGUGAUUUAUAUGUAAUAUUAAGCUUUAUAGCAACUAUAGAGAAAAAUAUUUACAUAUGCACAAACACUGUGGAAUGUGAAGUUUUAAAGAUGGAAGAAUAAUGUGAACUCUGUGGACAACAAGAAAUGUGACUAGUGUGUGAGCUAUGUGGUACAUCUGUAUGAGUAUGUAACAAAUUUCAUUACUGGUUCUAGUACAAGGCAGUAGCCAAACUUGGUCUCGACCUGUUCACUUUCCUUUUCUGAAUGACAGUCUAUGUGCUGCUUCUGUUUCUUCCCUCAGCUUGAUGCUGUUAGACUUUGGGUUGCGUGCUAUGUCUGAAUAUUGGUCUGGCCCUGUUUUUCUAGGACCUUGUUGAUCCAUGAGAUUUCUCAAGGAUUCUGGUGUGUGUGCCUCUGCGUGUGUGUUUCUGUGUGUGUAGUGGAUGGUGAUUCUUACAUGCUCUUCGGCCUUCAUUUUAUGCCAGCUAAUGGUUCAUUUUGUGCUGAGUAAUUAAAAAGCACCCCUUCACUUUGGGGUGAAGGGGUUAUCACUUUGUGAGGGGUGUCUAUCUAUUACAUUGUUUUGUACACCUGCAACUAAUAAAUAAAAAGCAACUCUUCUUAGCCCUCUUGUAUGCAUUUAGCCUGAGCAUCCUGUCUAUGAUAUUUUCCCAACCCCGUGGUGCUUGCUCACACUGCAUCAUUGCAAACCACUUAAUUUCUACCCUUCUUGUAUAGCAGGUUUUAAAAUUGGAAUAAAAUCAGGGCUACUUUCGUGUCAUAAGCACCACAUUGGUAUUGAAAAAGACUCACAUUUUGGGGAAACAAUAUAGUAUAGGGUAGUCUUUAGCAAGGAAAUAUUUAGUCAGUCAUCAUUUCAGGCUACAUGGUUUGGUCAGCACAGAGAAAAAAGUAACUGAAAUUCUCAUUUUUAAAACCUAGAAGACUAAAAACUUCUCUCAACCCUGGGCAGGUUGCUUUCUGCAAGUAUCAUCUGUUAGAUUCAGAAUGUGGAAAAUAGUCAGGUCAGUUGAUUCCCUGAGUAAGUUUUCUAUUUCCUAUCUUGUGUUGAUAUGGUGUGAGGGAAAAUGAUGGUAUAACUUUAGCACUAAGUGGAGAACAGGUAUUUCUUUGACACUGACUUACCAGCACUUAACUUAGUGGCAUCCCUGCCAAAGGAAAGAGCCAGGAGUGAGAGCCCAGCGCUGGAUGAAGUCUGUAUCAUAGAACCUCUGGAGCUGGCACGCACACCACAGACUGGAUCAGCACUCCUUCUGGCUGGACAGUUCCAGCAGCUAAGAGAAUGUUUGCCUCUCAGUUUCUUCAAACCUUGAAACAACGUAAGCUUAUUGCACAACCAAAAGGGAAAUGAAAGUCAAAAGGCAUCUCUGAUUCCCCCUCCACUCAGCAACGAUCUCACAUGACCUCCAUUUAUAUUAAUUUUAAAAUCAACCUUUUCUCUUGAAGUCAGUGAUCGUGAUAGUAGCAAGAUGAAAUGACCAAGGCUUCCUUUUGGGGCCAUUUCCAGUCACAUAGAGUUGGGAUGGUAAGUACAGAGAAAUAUGGCUAUCCCACCCACUAGGCAACAAAACAUUUGCAUAGUCAGGCCCAAGUUGGAAAAAUACAGAGAGAUUAGCCAUCCAAUGAAUCCUUUUGGCACUGUUGGCAUUCGUCAAAGUAAUAGACACAGUCUCUGAUUUUGGAAUGUUUCCAGAUUCUUAGACCUUAAUUUGAGUCCCAUUUUAGAGUUUCCAGAGCUGGUAUUGAAAAAGAAAACAGGGAUGUGUUCUUUCUGAAUUCCUUUUUCAUCCCCUGUGCUAUACAGUGUCACUCCAAAUUCAUAUUUUGAUGACUGACUCCCCAUUGUGAAUGUAUUUGAAGUGUGGAGCCUUUGAAUAUUUAUAAUAAUGAGCAUUUAUUAAACACACACAUAGGAGACAUUAUACAAAGUACUGGGAAUAUGCCCUGCCCAUGUGGAUCUUAUAACCUGCCUGGGAAAACAGUAUCACUGUAGUGCUGGCUGCCACUGUAAAAGAGAUGCUACUCUCAAAUUUAGUAAGAUUUGUUACAUUUCAGUCCAACAACAGUGGAAUUAAAUUAGAAGCCAGUGACAGAAAGAUCUGUCAUCGAAUUUCCUCACAUACUUGAAACCAAUUAAAACAUGCAUAUGCAACUCAAGAGUUAAGAUAGAGCCAAACGAUUAAAAAGUAUUUUGAGCUGAGUGAAAAUGAAAAAAAAUUUUCAAGAUUAUUGGGAUCUACCUCAUUGAGUACUUAGCAUAAAGCUUUAUGAUUAUAUUAGAAAAGAUUUCAAAUCAACAACAUCAGCUUCUACCUUAAAAAGCAGAAAAAGAACAGCGAAGAAUACUAAAAGUAUACAGAAUAAAGGAAAUAAAAAAUGUCAGUGUGGAAAUUAACAAAUUGAAAACAAACAAGAAAAUUACAAAAAAAAGAAUGUUUUUUGAGAACUGCAUAUUAUUUAUAAACAUCUGUUCAGGCUGAUGAGAAAAUAAAAGAGGACAUACAAACCAGCAUAUCAGGAAUAAGAGAAGUAACAUAACAGCUUCUACAGAUACUAAAAAAAUAAACUUAUGAACACAUUAUUCCAACAGAUUUGAUAACCAAGGUGAAAUGGACAAAUAGCUCAAAAGACUACCUAAUUUCACUAAAUAGCAAACAGAAUAGUCCUGCAUUUAUUAAAGAAAUUGAAUUUCUAGUUUAAAACGUUCCCUCAAAGAAAACUAUGUCUAGAUGUCUUCACUGGUGAAUUCUACCAAAUAUUGAAGAAGAAAUUAUGCCAAUUCUCCGUAACUAAAGAGAAACUUGGAAGAGAUGGGACUACUUCUCGGCUUAUGUUAUGAGGCCAACAUUACCCAGAUUCUAAAACCAAAGACAUUUUUAAAAAACUACAGACCAGCACCCCUCAUUACUAUAAGUGGGGAAAUUCUUAACACAAAUUUAGCAAAUCAAAUCCACCAAUAUCUAAAAAGUCUAGAACAUGCACAAAUGGUGUUCAUCCUAGGAAUGCCAGGUUGGUUUAAUCUUUAAAAAUCAAUCAAUAUAAUUAGACUUAUAAAUAGAUUAAGUGGAAACAAAACAGUCUGAGUAAAUACACAAAAAUCAUUUGCCGGGGCUGGCCCGGUGGCUCAGGUGGUUGGAGUUCUGUGCUCCUAAAACCAAAGGCUGCCAGUUCGAGUCCCACAUGGGCCAGUGA